Vespula pensylvanica (western yellowjacket) is the source of this 3038-nucleotide messenger RNA. RefSeq names its product kinesin-like protein KIF3B (gene Klp68D). The record is from RefSeq and is a predicted model, not a curated record. Lineage: Eukaryota; Metazoa; Arthropoda; Insecta; Hymenoptera; Vespidae. Gene Ontology annotation, biological process: microtubule-based movement. Bases 382 to 2568 code for a protein of 728 amino acids. The transcript has 3 exons. Gene Ontology annotation, molecular function: microtubule binding; ATP binding; microtubule motor activity.
CUAAUCCAUUUUACAUAUCUAUUGCCGCUGUCUGUUGUGUUACUUGAAAGCAGAGAAAGCCAUGCCUUCGUUUCGUUUCAUCUCAAGGAUUCUACGUCGUGUAUUUUCAUCGCAAUACGGCUGAUAUCGUCGCACGUAACGACAACACGAGUCGCGUGUUGACAGUGCGAGGGAGUCCCGGAGGCAAACAAUGGAUCAAUACCGAUACCUUGCAGAGAAGUAUAAUCUACGGACACGAAGCCGAAGAAUCGUCGAUCUCAGCUCCGUCUAACCUGUCUUUCAACCACAUCCUGCUUCUUCGUUGCAUUCAACGGGACAAAUAAACUUCCUAAAAAGGUAAAUUUUUCUCAACUCCACGUGUUUGGUCUUUCCUGCUUAAGUAUGGAUAAGCUCGACAAUCAGUCGAAGAGUUCGAAAAAAAAAUGUUCGAGAUCGAGCGCAGGAUCGGCAGAUGUGGCGACCCAGUGCGUCCAGGUCGUUGUAAGAUGCAGACCAAUGGACGAAAAGGAAACAGCACGAAGCUAUGUUCGUGUGGUCGACGUCAUUCCGUCAAGAGGAGUGGUAGAGAUUCGUCAUCCUCGGGACGAUCCGUCUACGGACAAUGUCAAGGUCUUCACCUUCGACGCUGUCUACGAUUGGCGUUCGACCCAGCAAGAACUUUAUGAGGAAACUGUGAGACCUUUGGUUUCUUCGGUAUUGGAUGGUUUCAAUGGCACCAUUUUUGCUUACGGCCAGACUGGGACAGGUAAAACUUACACGAUGGAAGGCUCAAAGAUGGAACACGAAAAACGUGGCAUAAUACCAAGAUCCUUCGAGCACAUAUUCAAUCACAUCGGCAGAUCGGAGAACAUGCAAUAUCUCGUGAGAGCGAGUUACUUGGAAAUUUAUCAGGAAGAGAUACGCGAUCUUCUUCAUCGCGAUCAGAGUCUUCGAUUCGAGCUGAAAGAGAAACCUGAAUCUGGUGUCUUCGUGAAAGAUUUGUCAACAGCCGUUUGCAAGAGCGCAGCAGAGAUUCAACGAUUGAUGAACGAAGGUAAUCAAAAUAGGACGAUCGGUGCUACCAACAUGAACGAGCACAGCUCCCGCUCUCACGCGAUAUUUUUGAUCACCAUCGAGAUGGGAUCCAUUGGUGAUAACGGCGGCAUUAGAGUAGGUCGUUUGAAUCUAGUCGAUCUCGCUGGUAGCGAGAGACAAAGUAAAACCGGUGCGUCCGGUGAAAGACUGAAGGAAGCGAGUAAAAUUAAUUUAAGCCUUUCUGCUCUGGGUAACGUUAUUUCGGCAUUAGUCGAUGGGAAAACUACUCAUGUUCCUUACAGAGAUUCCAAACUUACCAGAUUGUUACAGGAUUCUUUAGGGGGAAAUUCGAAAACGAUUAUGGUCGCGAACAUUGGCCCUGCCAGUUACAAUUAUGACGAAACACUUACGACUUUGCGUUAUGCCAAUCGCGCGAAGAACAUUAAGAACAAGCCACGAAUAAACGAAGAUCCUAAGGAUGCUCUUUUGAGACAGUAUCAGGAAGAGAUCGGUCGUUUGAAGGAGAAACUAGCUCAGAGGAGUAUGGUACAACGUAAGAAGAGGAAAACGAAGAAGAAAAGAGAAGACGAUCUUGCGGAUUCGGAGUCAGAUGCGGAGGAUAGUAAAGGAGAGGACAAUAACAAGACCAUCGAAGUUGAUAAGAAAUUGAUAGCUGAGCAACUGAGAGCCGAGAAACAAGAGACUGAGAACCUUAUAACGAGAAUAAAAGAUUUAGAGAGCAAAAUGUUGUGCGGUGGGAAGAAUAUUAUAGAUCAUACGAACGAACAACAAAGAGCAUUGGAACAAAAGGCCGCAGAGAUUGCCGAGCGUAAGAAGCGCGAAGUCGAGAUGCAACAAAAGCUCGAAGACGAGGAAUUAACUAUGGUCGGUGUACGAGAAACAUAUACGACCUUGCAGCAGGAGGUAGACGUCAAAUCGAGAAAAUUGAGGAAAUGUUUUACCAAAUUGCAAGCAUUGAAGCAAGAAUUGGAUGACGUGACCAAUGAUUUUAACAGAGAUAGACGUGAUUUGGAACAAACGCAGCAUGAAUUAAUGAAGGAGCUCAAACUGAAAUAUUUGAUAAUUGAAAACUUUAUUCCCGAAGAAGAGAAGAACAAGAUAUUAUCGAGGAUACAUUUCGACGAGGAAGAAGACUGUUGGAUUUUGAAAAAUCCGGAAGCAUCGAAUAUUGAAACGAUAAAACGUCCUACGUCGGUUCCCGGAGCACGUCGACCAAUUUCCGAAUAUGCUCGAAUUGCUUUAGCAAUGGGACGUGGAUGCCGUUAUGCCGGAGAAAAUAUUUUGAAUUUAGAUCUGGACAUGCCAGCUAGAACCACUUUGGAUUAUCACGGACCAGCUAUCGCGCCAACCAUUCAAGCUGUGCUCGAAGAGGCUCUUCGAGACGAAGGAGACAUCGAUGUUGAUGCUUCGAACGCAAAAUUACGCUCCAAGCCACGAUUACAAUCGGCAAGGAUCAGGCCAAGAAGCGUUCCGAAGAUGCAACAAAUCCCGACUCCCGUUUAUCCGAAAACUAGAGGACUCGUACCUAAAUAGUCGUCGCUUUUCUUCGUGUUCUUUCGUUCUCGUCCUCUUGUGGCUCUCUGUAAAGAAAAGUGUAAAUAUUUGAUGAACUGCGCGUCCUGUGCUUCUAUUUAAUUCUUCGCGAUGCGCUCGCCUAAUCUCUUUCUCUUUCUAUCUCUUUUUCUCUCAUUGGAAAAAAAAAAAAAAAAAAAAAGGAAGAAAGGAAGGCACGAACGAGCCGGAAUCUUUGGAACCUAGUCAUUGUGCAAUUAUUAAGUAGUUAGCAGACAUUGAUAUUUCGAUGAAUUAUUUGUUGUAACAAUAAAGCACGAGAAGCAUAUAGUCGUUUUUGCUCGCGCAUUUAUCUUCGCUUAAACGGCACAUUUUUUUCUUUCAAUUAUCAUUCUAUUAAACCACGAAGAUAAAUUUUCAAUGUUUACUUAUAUACAAACGAGAACAGUACAAGAUUGAAACUACGAAAAUAAAUGAUUCAUUUUUAUGUA